Molecule: messenger RNA, 2436 nt
Organism: Atta colombica
Lineage: Eukaryota; Metazoa; Arthropoda; Insecta; Hymenoptera; Formicidae
Exons: 11
Coding region: 82-2436 (784 amino acids)
Source: RefSeq, a predicted model, not a curated record
UUUGUGGCUGACUUACGGCACAGUGAAAUAUAAACAUUUAAAAAAAUAUAGGAUUGAAUUCAAAGACGAAUAACUUCAGAAAUGGCUCUAGAAACAUCGACAUGGUUAAACAAAUGCUUCAUAGAGAAGAUUCUGCAAAAGUGGGAAAACGACAAUUCGAUUCAAGUGAUCGACAUAUUUUCAAAACCGGCCACAAUGAAGGGCGACAACUAUCUCAGCGAUAUGAUUAGGAUUACUGUCGAUUUUUCACGCAGCUCUAUGAUCAAAGAGAAAAAAUCAAUUAUUAUCAAAAUUUCGCCUGUACUUGAAAGUAUUCGACAAAAACUGAUCAUAGAAAUGAAUGUCUUCCAUAUCGAGAUGUUGAUGAUGUCAGAUACUCUGGAUAAAAUGAAUAAAUUAUUAAAACCAAAACACCGCUUGAGCGCGAAGAUUCUGUACGUGCAAAAUGAAAAUCCAACGCUUCUGGUAAUGGAAGAUCUCGCAUCUCUCGAUUUUCGAAUGGCUGAUCGCUUGUCUGGUCUUGACUUAGAUCAUUCCAUAUUGGCCUUUCGCGGUCUUGCCAGGUUUCACGCAGCUUCCGUAGCCCUAUGCGAAAAGGAACCAAAGCAGAAAGAGAUGUAUUUGAAAGGAAUAAUUAAUAGCCAGCAUCCGGCAGAAAUGAAAGAUAUUUUCAUUAAGAGUACUAAAGCUUUAGCAGACGAGAUUAUGAACUGGCCGGAAGUGAAAAAAUACUCAGAAAAAAUUGCUAAACUCUCUGAUCACGUAUAUCAAAUAGGAAUGAAUGCAUUCAAGGUCUGUGAGGAUGAAUUUAAUGUUAUUAAUCAUGGUGAUUGUCACGUGAAUAAUAUGUUGUUCAGAUAUGACAAUAAUGGCAAGCCUAUUGAUCAGAUUUUUGUAGACUUUCAAUUAUGCGUCUACGCAUCGCCGACUAUCGAUCUUCUCUAUUUUCUCAAUUCAAGUAUUUCCUUCGAUGUCAUUGAAAAUAAGAGAGAUAUUCUAUUAAAUGAAUAUCUUGGCACCUUAUCAAUGACUAUGAAGCAAUUGAACUGCAAGACGCAACCGCCCACCAUGAAGGAAUUAAAGGCUGCUCUAAAACGAAAAGCUAGCUAUGGUAUGAUGACUUCUUUUACAGCUUUACAGUUUAUGCUAUGCCAUAAAACUGAGGCGAAAGAUUUGGAUGAAAUGUUAGGCACUGGUACUUAUGUAAAUCCAGGUUUAAAGAAAAUGGCUCUAGAAACAUCGACAUGGUUAAACAAAUGCUUCAUAGAGAAGAUUCUGCAAAAGUGGGAAAACGACAAUUCGAUUCAAGUGAUCGACAUAUUUUCAAAACCGGCCACAAUGAAGGGCGACAACUAUCUCAGCGAUAUGAUUAGGAUUACUGUCGAUUUUUCACGCAGCUCUAUGAUCAAAGAGAAAAAAUCAAUUAUUAUCAAAAUUUCGCCUGUACUUGAAAGUAUUCGACAAAAACUGAUCAUAGAAAUGGAUGUCUUUCAUAUCGAGAUGUUGAUGAUGUCAGAUACUCUGGAUAAAAUGAAUAAGUUGUUAGGACCAAAGCACCGCUUGAGCGCGAAGAUUCUCUACAUGCAAAAUGAAAAUCCAACGUUUCUGGUGAUGGAAGAUCUCGCAUCUCUCGAUUUUCGAAUGGCUGAUCGCUUGUCUGGUCUUGACUUAGAUCAUUCCAUAUUGGUCCUUCACGGUCUUGCCAGAUUUCACGCAGCUUCCGUAGCCCUAUGCGAGAAGGAACCAAAGCAGAAAGAGAUGUAUUUGAAAGGAAUAAUUAAUAGCCAGCAUCCGGCAGAAAUGAAAGAUAUUUUCAUUAAGAGUACUAAAGCUUUAGCAGACGAGAUUAUGAAUUGGCCGGAAGUGAAAAAAUAUUCGAAAAAAAUUGCUAAACUCUCCGAUCACAUCUAUCAAAUAGGAGUGACUGCAUUCAAGAUGUGUGAAGACGAAUUUAAUGUUAUUAAUCAUGGUGAUUGUAAUGUGAAUAAUAUGUUGUUCAAAUAUGACAAUAAUGGCAAGCCUAUUGAUCAGAUUUUUGUAGACUUUCAAUUAUGCGUCUACGCAUCGCCGGCACUCGAUCUUCUCUAUUUUCUCAAUUCAAGUGUUUCCUUCGAUGUCAUUGAAAACAAGAGAGAUAUUCUAUUAAAUGAAUAUCUUGGCAUCUUGUCAACGACUAUGAAGCAGUUGAACUGCAAGACGCAACCGCUCACCAUGAAGGAACUAAAGACUGCUUUAAAACGAAAAGCUGGCUAUGGUAUGAUGACAUCUUUUACCGCUUUACAGUUUAUGCUAUGCCAUAAAACUGAGGCGAAAGAUUUGGAUGAAAUGUUGGGCACUGGUACUUAUAUAAAUCCAGGUUUAAAGAAUGAGAGUUAUAAAAAAAUAUUAAUAAGAAGAUUGCCACUGUAUGACGAGUGGGGUUUACUGGAUCUUUAA